AUGCAAACAGUGGAGACCCUCAAACAUAAAUACAACAUCACCAAUGACCAAAUCAGGCAAAGCCAGGCUGUCAGCACAGACUAUGAGAAGAGCGGUUGGGACCGUGGCCAUUUGAACCCCAAUAGCCACCACAAAACCAAGGAGAGCAGGAAUGCGACCUACACCCUCACCAACAUAGUGCCCAUGAACGAAAAACUCAACCGAGGCAACUGGAAAAAGUACGAGCUGCAAACGAUGCGCCAGAAAGCCAAGAACUGUCAAACUGGCAAAACCUAUGUCAUUGUGGGGGCUGUGCCUGGAAACUCUUCCAUUGCCAAUGGGAGGGUUAAUAUACCCAGCCACAUCUGGUCUGGUGUCUGCUGCAAGACCAAGAACAACACCUUGAGUGCUUGGGCAGCAAUUGCUGACAACAAUCAGAACAGGGUCUUGAAAAUUACUCUGGGGCACCUGGAGAAGAGGUUGGCCCAGCUGUAUGGAAUGAGAAAGGUUUCUCUCUUCGACGAGGACUGUCCCCGUAAAUAAGCCUCACAUCCCGAGUGUAAAAGGCUCGGGGGCUUUUCCCACAGAUCACAGAAUCACAGAA
Molecule: messenger RNA, 583 nt
Organism: Neopelma chrysocephalum (saffron-crested tyrant-manakin)
Lineage: Eukaryota; Metazoa; Chordata; Aves; Passeriformes; Pipridae
Product: endonuclease domain-containing 1 protein-like
Exons: 1
Coding region: 1-522 (173 amino acids)
Molecular function (GO): metal ion binding; hydrolase activity; nucleic acid binding
Source: RefSeq, a predicted model, not a curated record